AUGGGGAGCGUCACCUUCCUCGGAUCGGCGGCGACGAUAGCGGCGCAGCACUCGCCUACGGCGCAACAGCACUCAACGUGGUGCUCUCCCGUGCCGUAUCUGUUCGGGGGCCUGGCGGCCAUGCUGGGGCUGAUAGCGUUUGCCCUCCUCCUCCUGGCCUGCUCCCACUGGAAGCUCUCCGGCUACGGGGAGCAGGAGAACAGCGGCAGCGAUACCCAGAGCGGGGAUGCCAAGGGUGAGGAUGGUGAUGCCGCCAAGGCCACAUGGGCCCCACGGGAGCAGAGGAUCGUCGUGAUCAUGGCGGGGAAUGAAAAGCCCAGCUUCCUCGCCACCCCACUUUCUGGUGGAGCCUCUUAUUUUGGAGACUGCUCCGGGACGGAGAAGGUAGGCGUCGCCGAGAAGGAGGUGGAAGAUUGGACGAAGAGGAUGACAGGGAAUAGAGACUAUGGCGACUCGGAAGCGGUUCAGGUUGGCCACUGA
Spirodela intermedia is the source of this 480-nucleotide messenger RNA. Lineage: Eukaryota; Viridiplantae; Streptophyta; Magnoliopsida; Alismatales; Araceae. The record is from the annotation of a GenBank genome assembly.